Messenger RNA from Vombatus ursinus (common wombat), 2416 nucleotides. Its product is annotated as syntaxin-12. Bases 115 to 948 code for a protein of 277 amino acids. Gene Ontology annotation, biological process: vesicle fusion; vesicle-mediated transport; intracellular protein transport. Gene Ontology annotation, molecular function: SNARE binding; SNAP receptor activity. Gene Ontology annotation, cellular component: SNARE complex; endomembrane system; synaptic vesicle. The record is from RefSeq and is a predicted model, not a curated record. NCBI's taxonomy places the organism in Eukaryota, Metazoa, Chordata, Mammalia, Diprotodontia, Vombatidae. The transcript has 9 exons.
CACCGCGGCUCUAUCCUCCUCCUUCUCCUCCUCCUCCCUGUCACUGGUCGGCGGGUCCCCUUUCGGCUGGAGAUCGGUCCAGAUCGACCCCGGCCCGGCCAGGCAGCCCUCGCCAUGUCGUACGGGCCCCUAGACGUGUACCGGACGGCGGGGCCUUCGGGCCCGCAGGGCCCCCAGCCCCGGGACUUUGACAGCAUCUUCAAUACUUGCUGCGGCCACAUCCAGAGGAUCAGCUACGCCACUGCUCAGAUCAAGAAUUUGAUGAGCCAACUGGGGACUAAGCAAGAUUCUAGCAAACUGCAGGAAAAUCUACAACAACUGCAACAUUCUGCAAAUCAGCUCGCUAAGGAGACAAAUGAAUGCCUGAAAGAGCUGGGAUCAUUGCCACUCCCUCUGUCGGCUUCAGAACAGCGCCUGCAGAAACUUCAGAAGGAGCGUUUGAUGAAUGACUUCUCUGUAGCAUUGAACAACUUUCAGGCUGUUCAGAGGAAAGUGUCUGAGAAGGAGAAGGAGACUGUCGCCCGAGCGAGAGCAGGAUCCCGCCUCUCUGUGGAGGAGAGGCAGAGAGAGGAGCAGCUUGUCUCAUUUGACAGCAAUGAAGAGUGGAAUCAGAUGCAGUCACAGGAAGAUGAGUUGGCCAUUACAGAGCAAGACCUUGAACUUAUCAAGGAGCGAGAAACUGCGAUCAGGCAACUGGAGGCCGACAUUUUGGACGUCAAUCAGAUAUUUAAAGAUUUGGCCAUGAUGAUCCAUGAUCAGGGAGAUUUGAUUGAUAGCAUAGAAGCCAACGUGGAGAGCUCUGAGGUGCACGUUGAAAGAGCCACAGAUCAGCUACAGCGAGCCGCCUACUAUCAGAAAAAAUCCCGGAAGAAGAUCUGCAUCCUAGUGCUUGUCCUAGCAGUGGCUAUAGGAAUCUUGAUAUUCAUUAUCGUGUGGUUAUCCAAAUGAAGUGGCCGCUUUCCUCAGAGUCCACUCCUGCUGAACAGCUUCCAAGCAAGAGUGUGUCAGCGUCUCCAGAGCAAACCAAUCCCCUCAAGAGAGCAUCCCCGAGCUCCCUGUUAGCAAUCUAGGUAGAAACUAACCGCUGGUGACUAGGACUUGGGAUUGGUGAGCCGUGAAGAUGGGCUUUAUCAGUUUAUGUACAAAUUGUAUCAGUUUUGCAAAUUAGGAAUUAACUUAUGUGGGUUUUUGAUUUCUCUCGUAUUUUGAUUGCUCUCUGUCCCAAAUGUUCACUGAUGAGUGAGUCCUCGAAGAUUCCGUUCUUGAAGUUCUCGUUUGACAGGUAAUACACUACAUUCUUGUGCUAUCGUCUUUUUAUGUGUGUGCCAGAAUGGCCUUUUUACCAGCAACCGGAACAGAAGGAUUUUCUGGCACCCAGUGUAAUGGAGGCCAUCAGGAACCUUUUAUAAACCAGCAAUUUUUCUUACUUGCCAUUUUGAUUUGGAAUUUCCAAGAAAAAUAUUCUCCAUUUGCUUAGGAAGAUUUCAGCCCUGUGUUUUCAGCUGGAAGUGCAAACUGGUCAGUCUUAAUUAAGGGCACACCUCCUAUUUGACUUCGAGUUUCAUCCUUCAGUUUUCUGUUAAGGUCAGUCCGUGGUCGCCUCAUUUGGAUUGUGUUCAGGCAGCACUUUUUGGUUUUCAAAUGAGCUUGUUAAUCAAUAUAUUUAUUAGCACUCCCUGGGGCCCUUCUUUCAUUUAUCUGUAGAAAGCGGAUGACUGAGCAAUCACUCCUGUUUCAAAGUGGCAUUCCUGUAACAAGCUAACUGGGAGCAAACAAUCUGUAGUGACUUAAAUUUACUGUCAUUUAGUUUGUGACUCUGCAUUCCUGGUGAAUGGUGAUUGUUGCUGUCACAAAAUUGAACACCCCCCAGGCCCUACCCCUCAAAAGUUGCUGGGUGUUGAAUGGAAGAGAGAUUUUUUAAGUUAGCCAGAAGUUUUCUUUAAUAACUUGUCCUGUGAACCUGAGGCUAGAGCAGGUAAAAGGUUUGUUUUGUAAAUAAUACUGGUUUGGAAUGGUAAUGCUAACUCGUGAAGCUAAUUUAUGAACAGGAGACUCAGCUCUCUGCAUAUAGUUUAGACGGACGGAAAAUGUUUGAAAUAAACCCACCCUCGUGCCACACAGAUGUGGUCUACUUCCCCUGCGUGUCAGCCUGGGGUGAACGGAGUGAGCUCGACCUUUCCAGCUCUGACCCAAACGUGAACCACACCACCUGAUGAUGAGCUGGCCAGCAAGUGGCCAGUCCAAGUAUAUCGACGUCCUCUGCCCACCCUCAGCCUCUGUUGGUGUUUUUUUAAUCCUCUUUGACUCAUCCAGCUGUGAAAAUUAGGAAAAACAAGGCCCCAGAAUUGCACACAUUUCUUUGCACUAUUGCACCACCAUUCCAUCCACUUAACAUCAAUAAACAUUUUUAAAAGCU